CGCCACAGCCGCUGCCGUCGCGGCUCCGCUAAAGUUUUCGCCGAGCGCGCCGGACUCGGUCCCCGCCUGUCCCGAGAUGCGUUUGGGAGCCGCCGCGAGCCCAGCCCCGACAGCCCCAUGUCCUCCAGCUGUGUCCCAGGAGUCCCCGUGACCAGGCGUCUUGCACAGGGUUGCCCACAUGCCAGGGCCGUCACCACCAGGGUGGAGGAGCUGCUGAGGGCCAGUAGGAAGCCGUGUGCCCUGCGCUGUGUCCCAUGCAUGUGGUCCAGAGGAGGGAUGUCCCAGCCACGUCUCCUCACCCUGCUGGUGCUGCUGCUCUGCUGCCAGGGUCCUUCUGCCCAGAUCACGGAUAACGUCGUGGAGAGAUGGAAGGAGUACAGCGAGGAGUGCCAGCGCAACAUGAGCCGCCUGCCCGCACCCACAGAGCUGGUCUGUAACCGCACCUUCGACAAGUUCUCCUGCUGGCCCGACACGAUGCCCAACAGCACAGCCAGUGUGCCCUGCCCCUGGUUCCUGCCCUGGUACCAGAAAGUGAAGCACAGACACGUCUUCAAGACCUGUGGGCCAGACGGACAGUGGGUGACAGGUCCGCGGGGACAGUCCCUGCGCGAUGCCACACAGUGUGAGCAGGAUGAUGAGGACCUAAAGGCGCAGGAAAAAUUUGCCAAGACCUAUGGCAGCUUCAAGGUGAUGUACACUGUGGGCUACUCUGUGUCCUUGUGUGCGCUGCUGCUUGCCCUGGCCCUGCUGCUGGGCUUCAGCAAGCUGCACUGCAUGAGGAACUACAUCCACAUGAACCUCUUCGCCUCCUUCAUCCUGAAGGGCGUCUCCGUGCUGGUCAUCGACGCCCUGCUCAAAACCCACUACAGCGACAAGAUCGAUGGCUACAACGUGCAAGUGUGGCUGAGUGACGAGGCAGCUGCAGGCUGCCGGGCAGCCACGGUCUUCAUGCAGUACGGCAUCGUGGCCAACUACUGCUGGCUGCUGGUGGAAGGCAUCUACCUGCACAACCUGCUGGUGGUGGCCGUCUUCUCCGAGAGGAGCUACUUCACCCUCUACCUGUGCAUCGGCUGGGGGGCACCCAUGCUGUUCCUCAUUCCCUGGGUCAUUGUGAAGUUCCUCUACGAAAACAUACAGCUGUCAAUGCCAUGCCAGUCUCCAGCAGCUGCCUGGUCAAGGAGCUUCCUGGCAGUCCCCAUCCCUCCAUUCGGCAGGUGCUGGUCCACGAACAACAACAUGGGCUUCUGGUGGAUCCUUCGCUUCCCCGUGUUCCUGGCCAUCCUGAUCAACUUCUUCAUCUUCAUCCGCAUCAUUCAGAUCCUUGUUUCCAAGCUCCGUGCACACCAGAUGCGCUACACUGACUACAAGUUCAGGCUGGCCAGGUCCACGCUGACGCUCAUCCCGCUGCUGGGCAUCCAUGAGGUAGUCUUCGCCUUCAUCACGGACGAGCACGCCCAGGGCACCCUGCGCUACGUCAAGCUCUUCUUCGACCUCUUCCUGAGCUCCUUCCAGGGUUUGCUGGUGGCCAUUCUCUACUGCUUCGUCAACAAGGAGGUGCAGGCAGAGCUGCUGAAGCGGUGGCAGCGCUGGAAGCUGGGGAAGGACCUGGCUGAGGAGUACAAGCACACCUACAGCCACGCACCCAGUGCCCGCAACGGUGCCGGCAGCACCUGCGAGAAGCACCAGCUGGUGAGUGGCUGCACCAACGGGCUGGGACGCAGCCUGGCCCCCCAGGCCAGCUCCCAGCGCCUGGAGAGGAGCAGGCGCAGCCCUGCCGAGCACCUCGCCUUGGGGGGCCAUCACCACUGCUAUGAGUUUCCUGAGACCACGGCCGAGAGCCACUUCUGAGCCUGCAGCCGGCUGGGAGGGCUGUGCUGAGCCGCUGGGAUGCCACCGUGCCCUGCCCCAUCCUCCCCUGGUGCCUGGGCACAUGGACAAUGGACACAAUGAGGCAGGCAAGUGGGACCUGGACCUCUGGAAGGGAGAGCUGUGGGGCCAGGGGGAUCUGUAGGGAUGGGAGUUUGUCCUGUGGUGCUUCCUCGUGCACCUUUGAGUCCCUGUGCGCAGUGCUGUAAUUUAUCUGUCAUAUCUGUAAAUAGGUGUGGGCCCGUGCCGGGCUGCAGGGCCA
Haemorhous mexicanus (house finch) is the source of this 2128-nucleotide messenger RNA. It is a transcript of the gene GCGR, whose product is annotated as glucagon receptor. Lineage: Eukaryota; Metazoa; Chordata; Aves; Passeriformes; Fringillidae. Gene Ontology annotation, molecular function: peptide hormone binding; glucagon receptor activity. The coding region runs from base 118 to 1848 and encodes 576 amino acids. Gene Ontology annotation, cellular component: plasma membrane. Gene Ontology annotation, biological process: cell surface receptor signaling pathway; adenylate cyclase-activating G protein-coupled receptor signaling pathway. The record is from RefSeq and is a predicted model, not a curated record. The transcript is spliced from 14 exons.